This is a messenger RNA of Maniola jurtina (meadow brown), 2306 nucleotides long. RefSeq lists its product as uncharacterized. NCBI's taxonomy places the organism in Eukaryota, Metazoa, Arthropoda, Insecta, Lepidoptera, Nymphalidae. Gene Ontology annotation, molecular function: guanylate cyclase activity; peptide receptor activity. Gene Ontology annotation, biological process: intracellular signal transduction; cGMP biosynthetic process; receptor guanylyl cyclase signaling pathway. Bases 1 to 1881 code for a protein of 626 amino acids. The transcript has 15 exons. The record is from RefSeq and is a predicted model, not a curated record.
AUGAUCAUUUUAUCCCCAGCGUCCCCGACACAACUGAAGUCAGAAGACAAAAGCAGCUGCCGCUCCAGGUUCCGCCACUGGUGCCGCAGUCGGCGCUGCCAGCUGUGGAGGCUGCUCCUUCUGCCCUUCAUCCCGAUCCUGGCUCUCAUCGUGCAGACCACCUUCUCCUUGAGGAACAGCCUCACUAAUGGCGUGGAGGUUGCAGAUGUUGAGGAGCAGGUCAGUCGAGCUACCGAACUCGGCAAGCUAGUCACAAGGCUACAGCAAGAGAGAUCUGAAGUAGCAUUCUUCAUAUUUACUAACGGGAGCACUCUAAGGUCAAAUCUAACGCAGCGGUUUGCCGGCACGGAUAGCGCGGUCCAGCAGAUGGGCGAGCUACCCCUGCUGGUCUUCAAGAACCGCGUCGAACCAGUGGAUGGGCCGGCUUUCCUUGCAGAGCUUUAUGAUCUCAGAGCCAAAAUAAACCCGGGUACAUCUAUGACGGAGGCUGUAGAGUGGUACACGAACGCCAACGCAGCGUUGCUCACACACCUCACCAAGGAAAUCAAGGAUACCGACAGCAGUACGAUAUGGAGAUAUCUGGUAGGAUUCAAAAACCUGCUUCGGAGUAUAGAAUGCAAAGGCAUAGCUUCAGUUUUGGGGAUCAAUUAUUUUGCACGUGGCUAUCUACAAGCAAGGGCGCAUGAGAAGUACAUAAGCCACAUGGUGCUAGGUAGAGACCUGCUUGACAACACUCUGAACCUGGUUCCGUCGCUCAUACCAUUGCAUAUGGAUAUUAAGGAGGACAGCCCCGAAUACCAAGUGUUGGAGAAAAAGAAUCAACAGAUAGUGGACAACAAGCAUCAGGCUGGAAGUGUCAGUGCAGCCAUAGAAUACUUCGACCAGACCGCCACUUUACUUGGAAAAUUGAGAGCUGUACAAAAGCAACUGAGAGAAUACAUAAGAGAGGGCGUGAACCACAGCUUACAAGAGGCACGUCGAAGCGAGGCGGCCUGUGCUGGUAUCCUCAUCCUUGUGUGUGUGGUGUCCCCCAUCAUCAUAGCACUGGUCAGGAACGCCGUUAAUACUAUACAGGUGUACGCGCGUAACUUGUCAGAGAAAGCCAGAGAGUUGGAGUAUGAGAAAGAACUGAGCGAUUCUCUGCUUUAUCAGAUGCUGCCGGCCAGCGUCGCUAAACAACUAAAACAGACUCAACAGGUACCAGCCGAGUUCUUUGCGUCAGUGACCGUGUACUUCAGUGACAUAGUGGGGUUUACUGCCAUCGCGGCCGUGUCCACGCCUUACCAGGUGAUAAGCUUCCUGAACUCCGUGUACAAGCUGUUCGACGAGCGAAUUGAAUGCUACGACGUGUACAAGAUUGAGACUAUUGGAGACUCCUACAUGGUCGCGUCUGGGCUUCCUGUUAGGAAUGGUAAUAAGCACGCCACUGAGAUAGCAAGUAUGGCAUUGGAACUGUUGGAGGCGACGUCCAUGUGCCGUCUGCCGCACCGCCCCGAUCAGGCGUUAUGUAUGAGGAGUGGUAUCCACACGGGGCCGUGCGUGGCUGGCAUAGUGGGUACGAAGAUGCCGCGGUACUGUCUGUUUGGCGAUACAAUCAACACUGCCAGUCGGAUGGAGAGCACUGGUGAACCAAUGAAGAUACAAAUAUCGGAAGAUGUGAAGCGAGCUCUGGACAAGACUGGCCUAUUCAUCACCACACCGCGAGGAGUCGUCGAUGUAAAGGGUAAAGGUGAGAUGACAACAUACUGGCUGGAAGGCAGAAACGGUCCAUCACCAGUCAGACCCACCGCCUCGUUGGACUGCACGCCUAGCUUCCUCGCCCGGAUUCACUCGCAAGGCCGCUCCUCGCCGAGAUACCAACCAGAGCCCAAGAAAAAUUGAAUUAUUUCUAAGGCUGAGGCUGACAGCUUACUUUGACUUAGCUCAAACUUAAGUUUCAGUUAAAACGAGUUAAAUUUAUGCCAACGAAUGCUCUCUUGUUUUAAAACUGUAGUCUGAGCAAAUUCAAAGUGCGCUGGGUAGAUCUUAGCCUGAGAUCAGAUAGUUAGAAUUAACUCGAGCGAUCGUUCUAAUUAACUGCGUUGUGUGUCGUACGCUGAGUUGUUCGAAACAAAUUCAAGUGUAGAUUAAACUAAUUUAGUCACAAGACUCCAUAGAAUUCUUGUAUUAUUAAAGUCUCCAAUUAAUUUAUUGAAUUUGUUUAGAACAACUCGAUGUAAGCAAGGUCAAAGUAUGAGUAUACUCUAAAGAUCUCAGAAUAAAAACUUUGGAUGCAUAAUUACUAGGCUAUUACCAGAGUGAUCGCA